Miscanthus lutarioriparius is the source of this 1062-nucleotide messenger RNA. The record is from the annotation of a GenBank genome assembly. Lineage: Eukaryota; Viridiplantae; Streptophyta; Magnoliopsida; Poales; Poaceae.
AUGGGGGUGUACCUCAGCACGCCCAAGACGGACAAGCUCUCCGCCGAUGGAGAGAACAGACGCCUCCGGUUCGGCCUCUCCUCCAUGCAGGGGUGGCGGACCACCAUGGAGGACGCGCAUGCUGCGUUGCCAGACCUUGAUGACUGCACAUCCUUUUUUGGUGUUUAUGAUGGCCAUGGUGGAAAAGGCGUAUCGAAAUUCUGUGCGAGGCAUUUGCAUAAACAAGUGCUUAUAAAUGAUGCAAAUUCAUCCGGUGAUUUGCCAGCUUCUGUCCAUAAAGCUUUCUUAAGAAUGGAUGAGAUGAUGAAAGGCCAGAGGGGUUGGAGAGAACUAACUGAGCUGGGAGACAAGGGAAACAAGAUCUCAGGUAUGCUAGAGGGCAUAAUAUGGCCUCCCAAGGGUGGUGAUUCAGACAAGAUAGGGGAAGAUUGGGAUACUGAGGAGGGUCCAAAUUCGAAUUUUCCUGGACCAACAUCUGGAAGCACAGCUUGUGUGGCUGUCAUAAGAAAUGAUCAGCUAAUUGUUGCAAAUGCUGGGGAUUCCCGGUGUGUUAUCUCACGGAAGGGUCAGGCUUACAAUUUGUCAACAGAUCACAAACCAGAUCUUGAGGAAGAGAAAGAGAGGAUUUUGGGUGCUGGCGGAUUUAUUGUUGCCGGGCGGGUCAAUGCAAGUUUGAACUUAUCUAGGGCAAUAGGUGACAUGGAACUGAAGCAAAAUGAACUUCUGCCGGCCGAGAGGCAGAUUGUGACAGCUGAACCCGAAUUGAAAAUAGUCCAGCUCUCGGAGGAUGAUGAAUUCAUUGUUUUAGCUUGUGAUGGAAUUUGGGAUUGCAUGUCAAGUCAAGAAGUAGUUGAUUUUGUACAUAAACAGCUAAAGACUGAGGAUAAGCUAUCCAGCGUGUGUGAGAAGUUGCUCAACCACUGUGUGGCACCUACAUCUGGUGGCGAGGGAUGUGAUAACAUGACCGUUAUCGUGGUUCAGUUCAAGAAACCAGCUUCAGCUGUCGCUACUUCUAGCACCGAGCAGUCUGCUGCCACUGCAGAAGAGAUGCGGCCCAAGUAA